Cryptococcus wingfieldii CBS 7118 is the source of this 834-nucleotide messenger RNA. RefSeq lists its product as hypothetical. The transcript is spliced from 2 exons. Lineage: Eukaryota; Fungi; Basidiomycota; Tremellomycetes; Tremellales; Cryptococcaceae. The coding region runs from base 1 to 834 and encodes 277 amino acids. The record is from RefSeq and is a predicted model, not a curated record.
AUGGACAGGAAUUUCGACGAAACAUUCGACGAAGACGACUCUCUCUUCUCGGUAUCCGGCCCCUCAAACAAUCCCCGUCCCCUGUACAGCACUCCGCCUGCUCCUGCGGGACACGGAUCGCGAUAUGCCCAACACCUCACCCCUCCGGGCCCAGGUGUCUUUAUAUCGGGACGGUAUCCACCUGUUCUAUCUUCUCCGAUAGUCGAAGGCGACUCGUCUAUGGCGUACUACCCCAACACCAGUGGUCUGCAACCGGGCAUUGACCGCUCUUGGGCGCGCAACCACGGCUCCACCGGCCAAGAUGAAGAGGAUGAGGACGAAGAAGAGCCCUCGACCGCGAUGACUGGGAUAGCCGCAGCAGGGGACGAAACGUUUGAUGAAGAAGAGGCCGGGGAUGACGAAGCAGGCUCUGAUGGGUCUUCUGAGCAGUAUGACCCUGAGGGAGAUCCAGAGACGUUUGCAAAAAGACUGGAUGAGCUGGCGGGAGUGCUGGAGAGAGGCGAGGUCGAGGCAGGGGAGCUCAAGUGGGGGCCUGUCAUCACGAGGGGCGCUGGUAAAAUGUCCAAGACAUCCAACAGCGAUCUCAAGGCUGUCAUCAACCAUCAUCUGUCUACCACGGCUUGGCAAUAUUCCUCCUCUGCCCUCACACCGUUCCCCGACCCCAACCAUUUUGACACUUUCGAUUCACUCACGGCCCACGUUGAUUUCGUCGGAGCGCACCCGAUCAGGGUACUGGGGCAGAACUGGAGUGACAGGGAUGUGCUCUUUGAGAUGGGCUUAUUAGGGCUGGACGCAGGAGGCGGUGGCUCGAGUGCGCCAGAGAGGUCUCCGUGA